This is a messenger RNA of Temnothorax curvispinosus, 724 nucleotides long. Its product is annotated as protein brunelleschi-like. Gene Ontology annotation, cellular component: trans-Golgi network. NCBI's taxonomy places the organism in Eukaryota, Metazoa, Arthropoda, Insecta, Hymenoptera, Formicidae. The record is from RefSeq and is a predicted model, not a curated record. Bases 82 to 378 code for a protein of 98 amino acids. The transcript has 2 exons.
GCACAUAUUUUAUCUAUAAAAAUUCUUUCGCUAGCAAUUUUUAGACCAUUGCAAUUUUAUCUCGUACUGGACGUGACAAACAUGACAAAUCACGAAAAGGAAUUGCACUAUACGCAAAAUAAAUGUAUAUACAUGGAAGGUAAAGAACCAUGUAGAAUUCCUGUUCCAGUUGACCGAUGUCCACUUAAUAAAUUAUCUAUGUUAAAUGGUGCUGGUGAUGCAAGUGAACUCCAAAAAGUAUAUGCUGAACAUAUAGCUUCGUUGGUUGAUCUACGCUGGCAAUUACUAGGUACCGAGUCAACGGGAAAAGCAACUCUAUCCGGCAUUACUUUAACUCAGGAUAUGUUAUAUCUGGUCAGAAUGAGUCCUCUACAGUGAGAUGCGUAUACUAUUUAUACACUAUUUACCAUGCGUAUGUAUAAAAAAAAACUUAAAAUUACUAAACAAAUUCAACAUUUUCCAGAAAUAACUAUCAACGAUAUUAUUGUAAAAGCACAAGAAGAACUGUCGUGUGCUUUGGGCGAAUGCAUAAGUGUUGGUGUGGGAGUGUGCAAUGCUCUGGAGCAUCCGCUGAGUGAUCUUACAUUGUCCAUUAAUUUCUAUCAGGACCAUCAUAAUGGAGUGAAUAAUUAUCAGUUGGAAACAAGAUUAUCCAGCUGGAGCAAAUAAGGUCAUGCUGCCUACUGUGUGUCACAACUUUAAUAAAUACAAUUUAUUAAUAUUA